AUGGCGCAGUGCAGGCGUAGAGUGGAGCGAGGCGGGGUCCACGCGCUGGGGGAAUACGCGUCUACGCUGUCGUACUUGUCUUCGCCCUUGCACGGAGACCAGGCGGAGAUGAAAGAUGAGCAUGGCAGCACCCUUCGAAGGUGUGAGUCGUCAUGUUCGCCUGUCUGUCUGCACGCGCCUGACGUGGCGCGCGGGGCGGAAGCUGAAAUCGAGGGAAACUCGAGUGGAUUGGCGGCAAUAUCCCCCGUUUUCCACGGUCUCGACAGACUGCGCGAGCAGGCCUCUUCGCGUCUUUCCUGGCGCGGGCCGGACGUGGCGGAGGCAUGCAGCAGGCACGCAGCGCCUCUGCCGCGGCGGUGUAGCUCGCCGUUGCCCAACAGAGAGUGGGUGGGCAGUGCGGAGAGGAGUUUUGCCUCUGUGAACGACGCGGCGUCGGCGCCCGGCACCGAGGACGAUGCACAUGCGAGGAGGGGGCACGCACACGCAGAGACACGAUGUGCUGCGGCUGCGACUGCAGCCAGCAAGAAGGGACAUGUGUCUUCGUGUUCGUCCCCAGCGGAAGGAGCGCUGAGCGACGCGUUUGCGGCUGAUGGGCCGUCCUCCUCCGUCUGUCCGCAGGCAACAGGCCGGGAAACGGGCCCGCGCCGAGAGCGUGAGGCGGUGGCUGUAGCGCUGGCCACAAGUCCGAAUGUCUCUGCCGAGGGCCGCGCUUCCUGCGAGACAACGGACACGCAGUCUCUCCAGUUGCGUUCUGACGCGCGCGACCGAGGGUCUAUUGCGGUGCCGAUCUCUUCCGGUGCUGCGCGAAACGCGUUCCCACACUCGGUUCCCUCCAGUCGGUCGUCAUGGGAAGACCGCAGCGAGGCUGCCCGGGGCGUCGCGGCGGCCGAAGAACCCCCGUCAUCCCCGCCGCAUUCGUGGCUCGUCUCGCAGUUUCCUGCGGCCGCCCGCGCCCGCCACCCCCCCCGCAGCGCCUGUUCGCUGCCGGCGUCUGGCGUGCCGAGUCCGCGGGGCAGCCGUCUCUCCGUGCGCAGCGAGGAGGCCAGGGCGAGCGACGCGGGGACGGGCGUCGUCCGCGCCUCCUCCUCGCGCCCGAUACCCCCGGCGCCCUUUGCAGACGUGGAGGAGGACAGUCAAACGAAGACGGCCACUGCGUGGGGCCCGCCUCGCCAGGGAUCGCCCGACACGCCCUGCGCGAUGAGUUCGGUCUCCCCCUCCGUGUGCAGCCCGGACGCUGUCGCGGAGCGAGCUGGAGCGCAGGAGGGGGUCGUCGGGGCGGGCCCUGGUGCGUGCGGUCGGCGCUCGCCGCCGGAGGCGCCGGUCUCCUCUCCGUCUCCGCUGCUGCAGGAGGACGCCUGUGCGUCGUGGGGCAAGGCGGGGACAGGGCGUGGCGACGAAGCGACCGCCUGCGACGUGAGCCUCUCGAAGUCGAUGUCGUCUUCGUUCGUGCCCGAGCAGGCAGAGAGCGGCUCGGGGUUCCGUGCUGCUCAACCCCCUGAAGGCAACGUAUGCUGGUCGCCUCUGGAGGUGGGCGUGCAGGACGCCGCGGACGCGGACGGCUCGGAGGCGUCCUCGCCGCCUUCGUCGCCGGUGUUUGCUCUCUCGGCGCCGGCGGGCCGCCCGCGACUCAUCCUGUUGGACCUUGACAAUACGCUGAUUCCCACGUCGUGGAUCAUGGCGCAGUGGUGCGCGAAGCACUGCACCCUCGGCCCGUUGGAGACGGUCGCGGCGAUUCGAGAGACGCUGUACGAGGCCAAAUUUUUCCAGGUUCUAGAAGACUUCUUCGCCAGUCUGAGCAGCGCGCGGCACCAAGAAGUCGCGUUCAGCCAGGUCGUCAUCGUCACAAACGCAGGGACCCGAACCGUGGAGAACUUCUACCUCCAAUUCUGCCUCCCGGAACUAGGCGAACUCUGCGCCCGCGAACGCGUCUACAUCCACUCCACAGAACACGUAGUCAAGCGGCUUGGACCCAUCCCCCCCAUCACGGACGAAGAGGCCUACAGAGAGUUCUACACGACAACCAAGUACCACGAGUUCGACUUUGUCCUCCAGCGCUACCUCCACGGACUCCGUCGGGUGCGCCGGGAGCAUCUGGCUGCUCUGCGGCGCGCGCCCCGCGCCGGAACGCGGCGCAACGAGGUGUCUCCGAGCGACGGCGCCUCGGUCGGAAGCCUCGCGGAGGAUGGGGACUCGCCCUGCGCGUCUCUCUCGGGAGUCUGUGAGGGACCGCAGCCGUGCAGCACGGCGGUGUCUGACGCGUCGUCUGCGGGCGACGAGGGCGAGGCGACAGGGUCGUCCUCGGGAGAGGACGGCGAGAGGACGGGGGGCGAAGCGGGGGGUGUCUCCACAGGGGCGCACGAGGGGGGGGCGGGUGCUGCGCCGGGAUCUCUGCUGCACUGGCCUUCGGAAUGGCGCUUCGAUCUCGUGAGCGCGGGCGACCAGGCGUGCGAGAUCAUGGCGGCAUGUCGCGUCGCGCACCAAGCAGGCGCAGACAUCCACCUCACCAAGUUGCUCUAUCUGAAUGACCCCGAAGACCCACGGUACCUGGCGCAGACGCCGGAACGCUUCGUGGCGCAGCUCGUCGACUUCCAGGCGUCGCUGCUGCGGCUCCUGGAGGAGACCGAGGAGACGCUCGACGCACAGGGCCAGCCCGAGUGGCGCAAGACGGGGCUCUUCUCGUCGGCGGCGGUCUCCGCGCCCUCGCGCUUCUUCGUGCCGCCCGCUCAUUGCCUCGACGCCCAUCUGCAGUAUGUCUUCACGUCUGCUGAGGAGGAGGAAGACGCCGAACCUGCCGCGUGCGAGCGACGCAGGAAGGAGCGACGGCGACGACGCGCCACGCGCAAGGCGUCUGCGAGGGAGGCGCACACUCGAGGACAGAAGAAGCGGAAAGACCGACACGCCCUCGACAGCAGGUCGGCGGGUGCCUCGUGCGCCACCGAAGGAGCACUGGCCUCAGCGGCCACCCUCGAAGCCGCAGGCAAGCGACGCAGCUGCCAGCGGUUGAGCGAAGGUGACGGCCGCCAGCGAGCCCUGGAGACGUCUCUCGGGCGCUCUCUGUGCAGAUCAAAGCCCUUCAAUCCUGUCGCCAGUUCCGCAGAGUACGCGCGCCGCGCGUAUCCGCUGCGGCUCGAAGGCGGGCCCAACGGCGGCGAGGGCGAGGCACCGGGGCGAACGGAGGCUGGCGGAGAGAGUCUUCCGCGCCAAGGCAAGUCUGCGGCGAAUGUCCAGGCGGUCGCGUCGCCCACCGACGCCACGACGACGGGAUGUGGCGGCGACGACGAAGAUCGAGAGAGCGUGGGGAGAGACGAAGAUGCGUUCUUGCUUGCGGACGAGGAAGUUGCGAUGACCGACCCGGACGACGCCUGCGACGAGGAGACGACGGUGGAUGAUGUGGCGCAGAGUCGGGGCGAAGAGCGAGAUAGCGACGCGGCGUUCCUCCACGACGCAGAGGCGAUGGCCGUAGAUGCUGAACACGCUGUCUGCAUGCAGGAAGACAUACUGGCUGCGGCAAGCGCCCCAGAGGCCUGUCUUUCAAAAAGCAAGGGGUCGUCGGGCUUGCAUGUGUCGGUCUCGGCGUGUGCAACGCCUCGCGAUGUCUUGCGGGCCUCCACGUGCGCCGUGGCGGUCUCGUCUCCGCGCAGCAAGAGCCUCGAACGAGUCGUCGCAAGCUUCAGCCGCUCGCCCUCCUGGUCGCCGUCGUGCAGCUGA
Messenger RNA from Besnoitia besnoiti, 3708 nucleotides. RefSeq lists its product as uncharacterized. Lineage: Eukaryota; Apicomplexa; Conoidasida; Eucoccidiorida; Sarcocystidae. The record is from RefSeq and is a predicted model, not a curated record. Bases 1 to 3708 code for a protein of 1235 amino acids. The transcript is spliced from 2 exons.